Molecule: messenger RNA, 468 nt
Organism: Manihot esculenta (cassava)
Lineage: Eukaryota; Viridiplantae; Streptophyta; Magnoliopsida; Malpighiales; Euphorbiaceae
Exons: 5
Coding region: 1-468 (155 amino acids)
Cellular component (GO): membrane
Source: RefSeq, a predicted model, not a curated record
AUGACUAUUAAGACUGGUACCUACCAGUCGAAAAGGUCAAGGUAUCAGCAUGCUUAUAGUCAAGAAAGUGGGAAGAACAUGGAAGUUCGAAUCAUAGGGAGGAACCAAAGGACAUUCUCCCAAUUUCAUAAGCCUUUAUCAAAAGUGUUAGAAAAGUUGAAAGCCAAAGAUUUGUUAUAUUUGCUCAUAUUGGAUCGAACAAACUGGAGAACGAACAUGCUGACCUCACUCCUAGUCCCUUACAUUUUCUUUAGUCUUCCUGCAGCAAUAUUUAAUUUGUUAAGAGGGGAGGUCGGGAAAUGGAUUGCUUUCAUUGCAGUGGUGCUCAGGCUUUUCUUUCCUCGACACUUCCCAGUUAAACAAGAACACAAAACAGAGAGAAAAAAUGGGUGUUAUUUCAUCAUCACCAUCACUGCAGGAGAAAGAAGGAAGAAAGCCGAUCACAGAGCAGAGAGGAUUUGGGUUUAA